Messenger RNA from Aspergillus heteromorphus CBS 117.55, 1558 nucleotides. RefSeq lists its product as uncharacterized. NCBI's taxonomy places the organism in Eukaryota, Fungi, Ascomycota, Eurotiomycetes, Eurotiales, Aspergillaceae. The record is from RefSeq and is a predicted model, not a curated record. The transcript has 2 exons. Bases 315 to 1403 code for a protein of 362 amino acids.
GCGGGUGUCGCCAAAUCCUUGGUUCUCUACCCUGUUCUAGAUCUUUCUUUCUGGACGUUGUGACCUGCUAACAUUCUGUCUAUGCUUCUCUCCACAUGCAGCCGGGUUUGAGUCUUCCACACAGGGAGGAUAGGAUUCUUUCUGACAUCAAUGUGAGUUGUUCGGCCUAUAUGAAUUACUCAUCCUCUCUGUCUUCGAUAUGCCCAGGGCUCGGGUUUUGUUUUUUCUUUAGAUAUUAGGCCAGAGAGUGGGUGUACUGGCCUGAUUAUUUCUAGUCAAAAAAAAAAUAGAAAGAACAAAGAAAAAGAAAAACCAUGGAUCUUGCUCAAUCUUUAUGCGUGCAGGCCCCCACCGCCAACGCACGAUACAUUCUCCAGGAAGCGCUGAGAAACAUGACCGAGGUGGCUCAGCUCGAAGUAAUCACCGAGAUCUUCACGGCGAGCAAGGCGUUUGACGAGGGCAUCUGCGAGCUCGUCGACGCGGCCUGGACGCACCUGUGCAAGAACAAUCUCUGGUCCUUCAAGUACGAGUCCAUAGAGCGGUACCGGAAGCUGAUCUGCUACCAAGAAAUUGUGGAGCCGAUCAUCAAACGCUUCAGACGAUCCGACAGAGCCAAGCUGAUGAGCCUGUCCACGAUUGAGCGAAGUUGGCAACGACCCCUGGAGCAAAUCUUGCCGGAGGUGCUGAGACCCCAGGCAUGGAGCAAGCACAUGCUCUCUGUUCUGGCGCAGCUAAGCACCCACUGCAGCCUGGAGCAUGCGGUGGCUUUGUUGCAGGAUAGUAUCGAUCAACGGCCACCAAGAUCCCGCCAUACCCAGACCCUGAUAGCCAGCGAUGUGCAGCGGGCCCUCAAGAAACUAAGGGGCAGUAGGGGUGGUGGUGGUAGCGCAGAAACUAAAAGAAACGAAAUUGUGUUUCACUCCCCGACUCCGUCGCAUACAGAACCCGAUAUAUCAAAUUCCCCCGCAGCGGACGGUGAAUGCCGAACCCGGUCCACAUCCAACUCCUCGAACGCCUCCGCUCCGAGUAACACUCCCAGUGAGGGAAUCAAUAGGGAUAUCAAUCUCGCCGGACUCUACCCCGCCACGGAGUCUCUAGAGUGUGGAUGCCUACCGAUCUGUCUCCCGCUAGUUAUCUUAUUUGGGGGAAACACGCCCCUCAUGACACAGGGGGUGAUGGUGAAGCUAUACGCCUGGGCGCGAAACGUGUCGUGGUCCAGCAUCUGUCUCCUACACCUGAGAAGCCUGGCAAGUCUCGAUCUCGGAGAUAUUGCCUUUCUCUGGUCCCAGGAAGAGAUUAUCGCGCAUGUUGAAAAGAUUCUUUUACAUGGCCCGACAGAUAUAACGGGUGUGGGCGUAAUAUUGAAUAAAUUUUCAUCUUCUGAGUUGGCUUUGUGUAUGUAGUUGCUGGCUCUCUUUUUGCCAUCUUUGUUUCUUCUUGAUGUGUCUUUUCUUGGUUUUAUUUUCGUGUGAUGUAUCUGUAUCUCUGGAUUAUCACGCGGGGCAAAGAAGAGAGAAUAUCAAGGCUCUGAUUUGUAAUUGUAGUCUUGUGCGGGAUG